Messenger RNA from Terrapene triunguis (Three-toed box turtle), 2494 nucleotides. RefSeq names its product synapse-associated protein 1. The record is from RefSeq and is a predicted model, not a curated record. The transcript has 9 exons. Bases 1 to 1089 code for a protein of 362 amino acids. Gene Ontology annotation, cellular component: synapse; cytoplasm. Lineage: Eukaryota; Metazoa; Chordata; Testudines; Emydidae.
AUGCUGCGGGGGCUGGGCAGCUGGUUCGGGCUGGAGCGGGCGGGCGAGGAGCAGAAGCCGCCGCCCGAGGGGAGCAGCAGCCCCGGGGAGCGGAGCGAAGCCGGGGGCGCCGAAGGGGAGGAGGAGGCGGCGGGCGGGGACCCGGCCGUGCGGAGCCAGGAGCAGGUGGAUACGGAUCCACUCCUCAGCCAGGCCAAAGGACUCGGCAAUUAUCUCUUCAAUUUUGCGACUGCUGCUACAAAAAAGAUAUCUGAAUCGGUUGCUGAAACAGCACAAAAUAUAAAGAAGUCUGUAGAAGAAGGGAAAAUUGAUACCAUCAUUGAUAAGACAAUUAUCGGAGACUUUCAGAAGGAACAAGAGAAAUUUGUUCAAGAAAAGCACACAAAAAAGUCAGAAGCAGCAGUGCCUCCUUGGGUAGAUAGCAAUGAAGAAGAAACAAUUCAACAACAAAUCUUGGCCUUAUCAGCAGACAGGCGAAACUUUCUGCGUGACCCGCCAGCAGGUGUUCAGUUUAACUUUGACUUCGACCAGAUGUACCCCGUCGCUAUGGUAAUGCUACAGGAAGAUGAGCUUCUGAAUAGGAUGAGAUUUGAUCUCGUCCCUAAACAUGUAAAGGAGGAGGUCUUUUGGAGAAAUUAUUUCUACCGGGUUUCCCUAAUUAAACAGUCUGCACAGCUCACUGCACUGGCGGCUCAACAGCAAGUGGUAGGAAAGGAGGAGAACAAUGGCAGGAAAGAGGAUAUACAGCUGACAGAAACAGUAAGGCCCAAAACACCACCUGUUGCAAUCAAAUCUCAGCUAAAAUCUCAAGAGGACGAGGAAGAGAUUUCCACUAGUCCAGGUGUAUCAGAAUUUGUUAGUGAUGCUUUUGAUGCAUGUAACCUGAAUCAGGAAGACCUAAGGAAGGAAAUGGAACAAUUGGUGCUUGACAAAAAGGAAAAGGAGACCUCCAUAGUAGAAGAAGAGACUGCUGAUUGGGAGAAGGAAUUACAGCAAGAGCUUCAAGAGUAUGAAGUGGUGACAGAAUCAGAAAAACGUGAUGAUAACUGGGACAAAGAAAUAGAGGAAAUGCUGCAGGAAGAAAAUUAACCAUUUUCCUGAAAUCACUGCAACCCAUAAACAAUUUCUGAAAACUGACAUGAAUAUCUGCUUUCAUACUUGCUUCCAAAAUAUCUUCAAGAGAGACACGAACUUAAAAUCAUUAAAAUUCCAUAUAGGGAUACAGCCGGCCUUGCUGUUCUUUGUAUGAACAGUUUAUGAACGUGAUCACUCUUCUUAAAAUAUGAUUGCAGGUGAUAUGUAAUAAUCAAAAGUGAUAACAUUGUCAUGUGAAAUUACUGGUAUAUUAAUAUGUUUAGUUUGUACUUUUCUUUAGUGGGCCAAGAAGUGCCACUAGGAUGUACUAGAAUAUUUGUAAAUCUAAGAAAAUCUGAAGUUUUAGUCUACAGUCUUCUAUGGUGAGGUAAAAAUGGGAUGUUGUGACUAACUUUAUUCAUGCAAGUACUGCACUUCACUAUGUUUGCUUUUUAAUCUCUGUAUGAUAUUUAUCUGUGUACCAUUUAUUAAGUUACUUGUAACCAUUCACUUUCCUUUAUACUUUACUUCCUAAGAGCAUAUGGCGCCAAAGAAUUUACAGGAAAUCUUAUGAGAAUAACUUCCUGAUACCAGUUUGUUUUUUAAAAACAUGUACUAAUCCAGACGCUAAAAGAAGCACCGAUUUAUACUGAUGGGGUACAAGUCACCUAUCUUCUUAUUUAACCAUUUAAAUGUUAACUCUUACUUGCCUUGAUCUAACAUGUUGUUUCUUUAAACCAUCGUGUUACAGUAUCUCCUUUCCCAACAGACAGAAAGGGUUUGAUAGUCUUUUGUCUUCAAAGGAUAACUAAAUUUCAUGUCACUGACAGAAUUGCAAACACUUUAAAAGAGAAGAACUUAAUUCUGUUUUCUGGAUGAGAGCAAAUUAAAUACUUGUACAGUACUUAUUCACUUUUUCUUUAUUUUAAGUGAUGAACUUAAAUAUGUAGACGAGUAUUGUCUUGGUUUGGACUUCUUUAUUAAAUACUGUAGAUAUUUAUAAAAUUUACUUUUUUUAGCGUGAGUAUUGGAAUAUGACUGAUCAUGGUUGGAUACUUCCAACCUUCUGCAGAUUUCCAAAAUGUACUUUUCUUUCAGGGGGUUCUAAUCAUUAAAUGUAAUCAGCAAGAAAGUAGUUUCUUUUUAAGAACGGCGGUUCCAGAUUCUUUCCUAUUGCUAGGCACUUGUGUGUCAAUUAUGGUUUUUAUCUUAAACUCAGUAUCCUGUUUACAUAAAUAAGAAAAUAAUAUUCAGUUUGUUGCCUACUUUGAAAGUAACUGUUGUACAAGAAGUCUUGUCUUUGGGGUAUUAUGCUGCCUUUUCUUAAACAUUCAUGCCACGAGUAACUCCAAAAUUUUCUGAUAGCUUACAUUUUGUCAUUAAGUUGUAAAUUUUUAAGUGUCCUUUUAAUGAAAUCAUA